AUGUGCUUUAUCGACCACGACGAACAACCUGACAUGGACGACGCCAAAGGUGUUUUCGCUCACUUCAUGGUUGGAAAUACAUACCCCUACGUCCUGCGGGACUGGACUGAAGACAUCGAACUCGCAAUUCUACAUCAUUUGGAUGGCUUCGUUCUCAAUAUUGGUUCGGAGGAUUGGCAGAAAGAUCGAGUCGCUGACUGCUUUCAAGCAACCGAGGCACCUGGCUCGUCCUCCUUCAAGCUCUUCUUCUCAUUUGACAUGAGUGUCAUUCCCUGCAAGACGCAAGGAGAUAUGCAGCAUCUGCUGGAGUACAUAAAACGAUGGGGGAAUCACCCAAGCAUGUACCGCCAAAACGGUAAGGUCCUAGUAUCUACUUUCUCCGGGGAGAACAGUCUUUUCGGCUUCGGCGACAUGGGGGCUGCGUGGAAUUUCGUCAAGAAAUCUUUGGAAGAAAUAGUUCCCAUAUGUUUUAUGCCUUCAUUUUUCAUCGAUCCAGCCCGCUACGACAGCCUGCACUUCAUGGACGGCGCCUUCAAUUGGAACGGGGGUUGGCCGCUCCACCUCUCCUCGGGUAUGCCUCGUCAAGCGUUGGAAUCAUGCAAACUUGACACGGACGACCACCACUUGCGCUGCCUCGGGGGUCGCUCAUUCAUGGCGGCGAUUUCUCCUUGGUUUUUCACCCAUUAUGGUCCCGACACGUGGAACAAGAAUUGGAUAUAUCGUGGCGAUGACUGGCUGUUUGUGCGACGCUGGGAACAACUGAUUGCAGCCAGGGAUCGCAUUGAUAUUGUCCAGAUCAUCUCUUGGAAUGACUACGGUGAAAGCCACUACAUCGGACCCAUCAAAGGAGCCCAACCAAACUCCCAAGCAUGGGUAGACGGCUUCGAUCAUCUACCGUGGCUAAAGCUCGCCGGUUAUUUUGCUCGCGCUUUCAAAGAGGGGGUGUAUCCUCGAAUUGAAGAAGAUCAAAUUUACAUGUGGGCGAGGCCACAUCCCAAGGAUGCUGAAGCCGUCGAUGAUAAGGUUCCUCGUCCGAGAAACUGGGAGUUGACGGAUGAUACAUAUUGGGUUGUUGUGCUCGCCAAAGCUCCUGGAACGCUGGUGUUGUCUGAUGGUGAAGAAGGAUCGAGAACUAUACAGGUGCCUGCAGGUGUGACCAAGGCCUCGCAUCCAUUGGAGUCCAGCAAAGGGAUGGAGGCCCGCUUGUAUAGAGGUGGGGAUAUGAUUGCUUCCUGCAAGCCAUCCGGAUUCUGCUUUAAUCCAUACCCACCCGUUUACAAUUUCAACGCCUUCGUUGUCGUAGCUACUUCAUAG
Messenger RNA from Pleurotus ostreatus (oyster mushroom), 1314 nucleotides. RefSeq lists its product as uncharacterized. The coding region runs from base 1 to 1314 and encodes 437 amino acids. Gene Ontology annotation, molecular function: glucan endo-1,3-alpha-glucosidase activity. The record is from RefSeq and is a predicted model, not a curated record. Lineage: Eukaryota; Fungi; Basidiomycota; Agaricomycetes; Agaricales; Pleurotaceae. The transcript is spliced from 11 exons.